Orycteropus afer afer is the source of this 4838-nucleotide messenger RNA. It is a transcript of the gene TIAM1, whose product is annotated as TIAM Rac1 associated GEF 1. NCBI's taxonomy places the organism in Eukaryota, Metazoa, Chordata, Mammalia, Tubulidentata, Orycteropodidae. Gene Ontology annotation, molecular function: protein binding; guanyl-nucleotide exchange factor activity. The record is from RefSeq and is a predicted model, not a curated record. Gene Ontology annotation, biological process: positive regulation of axonogenesis; small GTPase-mediated signal transduction; activation of GTPase activity. Gene Ontology annotation, cellular component: synapse; cytosol; plasma membrane.
GCAAGUUGGACUGGGGACCACUGUUGCCUUUUAAGACCAUAAAACCAUGGGAAACGCAGAAAGUCAAAAUGCGGAGCAUGCGUUUUAUGGAGAAAAGCAUGCCAGCCUGGGGCGCAAGCACACGUCCCGCUCACUGCGCCUCUCGCACAAGACACGACGCACACGGCACGCCUCCUCAGGGAAGGUGAUCCACAGGAACUCCGAAGUCAGCACCCGGUCCAGCAGCACUCCGAGCAUCCCCCAGUCCCUGGCUGAAAAUGGGCUGGAGCCCUUCUCCCAAGAGGGCACCCUAGAGGACUUUGGGAGCCCGAUCUGGGUGGACCGUGUGGAUAUGGGCUUGAGACCCGUCUCCUACACCGACUCGUCUGUCACUCCCAGCGUUGACAGCAGCAUCGUCCUCACCGCAGCCUCUGUGCAGAGCAUGCCAGACUCCGAGGAGAGCAGGCUUUACGGGGAUGACGCUACAUAUUUGGCUGAGGGUGGCAGGAGGCAGCAUCCCUAUACAUCCAACGGGCCCACUUUCAUGGAGACCGCAAGCUUUAAGAAGAAACGCUCCAAAUCUGCAGACAUCUGGCGGGAGGACAGCCUGGAAUUCUCACUCUCUGAUCUGAGCCAAGAACAUUUAACAAGCAACGAAGAAAUCUUGGGUUCUGCCGAAGAGAAGGACUGCGAGGAGGCUCGGGGGAUGGAAACUCGGGUGAGCCCACGGCAGCUCAGCGCCUGUCAGCGUGCCAACUCCUUGGGUGACUUGUACACUCAGAAAAACUCUGGGGUGACGGCAAACGGGGGGCCAAGGAGCAAACUUACAGGCUAUUGUCGGAAUUUGGUAUCUGAUAUCCCAGAUCUUGCAAACCAUAAGAUGCCACCAGCUGCUGCUGAAGAGACUGCUCCAUACAGUAAUUAUAACACACUUCCCUGUAGGAAAUCUCACUGUCUUUCUGAAGGUGCCACCAACCCACAAAUUAGCCAUAGCAACAGCAUGCAAGGCAGAAGAGCAAAAACAACUCAGGAUGUUAACACAGGCGAGGGCAGUGAGUUUGCAGACAGUGGGAUCGAAGGGGCCACCACAGACACAGACCUGCUCUCCAGACGCUCUAAUGCCACCAACUCCAGCUACUCACCUCCCGCUGGCCGGGCUUUUGUGGGUAGUGACAGUGGCAGCAGCUCUACUGGGGAUGCGGCCCGUCAGGGCGUGUAUGAGAACUUCCGGCGUGAGCUGGAGAUGAGCACCACCAACAGUGAGAGCCUGGAGGAGGCUGGCUCAGCGCACAGUGACGAGCAGAGCAGUGGCACCCUGAGUUCACCUGGACAGUCAGACAUCCUGCUCACAGCCGCACAGGGCACAGUGCGCAAGGCUGGUGCCCUGGCUGUCAAGAACUUCCUGGUGCACAAGAAGAACAAGAAGGUGGAAUCAGCCACCCGGAGGAAGUGGAAGCACUACUGGGUGUCCCUGAAAGGCUGCACACUGUUCUUCUACGAAAGCGAUGGCAGGUCUGGAAUAGACCACAACAGCAUCCCCAAACACGCUGUUUGGGUGGAGAACAGCAUUGUGCAGGCUGUCCCUGAGCACCCCAAGAAGGACUUUGUCUUCUGCCUCAGCAAUUCCCUGGGCGAUGCCUUCCUCUUUCAGACCAUCAGCCAGACGGAGCUGGAAAACUGGAUCACUGCGAUCCAUUCUGCUUGUGCGGCUGCUGUCGCCAGACAUCACCACAAAGAAGACACACUCCGGCUCCUUAAGUCCGAAAUCAAAAAACUGGAGCAAAAGAUUGAUAUGGAUGAAAAGAUGAAGAAAAUGGGUGAGAUGCAGCUGUCUUCAGUCACUGAUUCGAAGAAGAAGAAAACUAUAUUAGAUCAGAUCUUUGUUUGGGAGCAAAAUCUGGAACAGUUUCAAAUGGACUUAUUUAGGUACCGCUGUUACUUAGCCAGCCUCCAAGGUGGGGAGCUGCCAAACCCCAAGAGGCUACUUGCUUUUGCAAGUCGACCAACGAAAGUAGCCAUGGGCCGCCUUGGAAUCUUUUCUGUAUCAUCUUUUCAUGCCCUGGUGGCAGCACGCACAGGUGAAACUGGAGUGAGAAGACGUACUCAGGCCAUGUCCAGAUCUGCAAGCAAGCGAAGGAGCAGGUUCUCUUCUCUUUGGGGUCUGGACACUACCUCCAAAAAGAAGCAGGGACGCCCAAGCAUCAACCAGGUGUUCGGGGAGGGAGCUGACUCCGUGAAGAAAUCUUUAGAGGGAAUUUUUGAUGACACUGUUCCAGAUGGCAAGAGGGAGAAAGAAGUGGUUUUACCUAGUGUUCACCAGCACAACCCUGACUGUGACAUUUGGGUCCAUGAGUAUUUCACACCCUCCUGGUUUUGUUUGCCAAAUAAUCAGCCUGCACUGACAGUUGUCCGGCCUGGGGACACUGCACGGGACACCCUGGAACUGAUCUGCAAGGCACAUCAACUGGAUCAUUGUGCUCAUUACCUACGCCUGAAAUUUCUGAUAGAAAACAAAAUGCAUCAGUAUGUUCCAAAGCCCGAGGAGGACAUUUAUGAGCUGCUGUACAAAGAAAUUGAAAUUUGUCCAAAAGUCACACAGAACAUCCACAUUGAGAAGUCAGAUACCGUGGCUGAUAAUUAUGGAUUUUCACUUUCCUCUGUGGAAGAAGAUGGUGUUCGAAGACUCUAUGUGAAUAGUGUGAAGGAAACUGGUUUAGCUUCAAAGAAUGGCCUGAAAGCGGGAGAUGAGAUUCUUGAGAUCAAUAAUCGUGCUGCUGGCACCCUGACCUCAUCUGUGCUGAAAGAUUUCCUCACACAGCCAUCACUGGGCCUCCUGGUGAGGACCUACCCUGAGCUGGAGGGAGGAGCGGAGCUGCUGGAGAGCCCGCCCCACCGCGUGGACGGCCCUUUGGACCUCAGCGAGAGCCCCCUCACCUUUCUCACCAGCAACCCAGGUCACAAUCUUUGCAGUGAACAAGGCAUUAGUGCUGAGACUGCACCUGAAGAGACCGAAGGGCCAGACCUGGAGUCCUCUGAUGAGACUGACCACAGCAGCAAGAGUACAGAACAGGUGGCCGCAUUUUGCCGCAGCCUGCAUGACAUGAACUCUUCUGACCAGAGCCCAUCUCCUCAGGACUCUACCGGGCCUCAGCUGGCAACCAUGAGACAACUCACCGAUGCAGAUAAGCUUCGCAAGGUGAUCUGUGAGCUCUUGGAGACAGAGCGCACCUACGUGAAGGACUUAAAUUGUCUCAUGGAGAGAUACUUGAAACCUCUUCAAAAAGAAACUUUUCUCACCCAAGAUGAGCUUGAUGUACUCUUUGGAAAUUUAACUGAGAUGGUAGAGUUUCAAGUGGAAUUCCUUAAAACUCUAGAAGAUGGGGUGAGGCUGGUACCUGACUUGGAAAAGCUUGAGAAAGUUGAUCAAUUUAAGAAAGUGCUAUUCUCUCUGGGGGGAUCCUUUCUGUAUUAUGCUGACCGCUUCAAGCUCUACAGUGCCUUUUGCGCCAGCCACACAAAAGUCCCCAAGGUUCUGGUGAAAGCCAAAACAGACACGGCUUUCAAGGCAUUCUUGGAUGCCCAGAAUCCAAAGCAGCAGCACUCGUCCACCCUUGAGUCUUACCUCAUCAAGCCCAUCCAGAGGAUCCUCAAGUACCCACUCUUGCUGAAGGAGCUGUUUGCCCUGACGGACGCAGAGAGUGAGGAACACUACCACCUGGACGUGGCCAUCAAGACUAUGAACAAGGUUGCAAGUCAUAUCAACGAAAUGCAGAAAAUCCAUGAAGAAUUCGGUGCCGUGUUUGACCAGCUGAUUGCUGAACAGACGGGUGAGAAGAAAGAGGUUGCAGAUCUGAGUAUGGGUGACCUGCUUCUGCACACCACCGUGAUCUGGCUGAACCCGCCAGCCUCACUGGGAAAGUGGAAAAAGGAGCCAGAGUUGGCAGCAUUUGUCUUUAAAACAGCUGUGGUCCUUGUGUAUAAAGAUGGCUCCAAGCAGAAGAAGAAACUCGUAGGAUCUCACCGGCUUUCAAUUUACGAGGACUGGGACCCCUUCCGAUUUCGGCACAUGAUCCCUACUGAGGCGCUUCAGGUUCGAGCUCUGGCAAGUGCAGAUGCAGAUGCAAAUGCUGUGUGUGAAAUUGUCCAUGUAAAAUCAGAGUCUGAAGGGAGGCCAGAGAGGGUCUUCCACCUGUGCUGCAGCUCUCCUGAGAGCCGGAAGGAUUUCCUGAAGGCUGUGCAUUCAAUCCUGCGUGAUAAGCACAGAAGACAGCUCCUCAAAACCGAAAGCCUUCCCUCAUCCCAGCAGUAUGUCCCUUUUGGAGGAAAGAGGUUGUGUGCGCUGAAAGGGGCGAGGCCAGCCAUGAGCAGGGCAGUGUCUGCCCCAAGCAAGUCUCUUGGGAGGAGGAGGCGGCGACUGGCUCGAAACAGGUUUACCAUUGAUUCCGAUGCCGUCUCCGCCAGCAGCCCGGAGAGAGAGUCCCAGCAGCCGCCUGGUGGUGGGGACACUGACCGCUGGGUUGAGGAACAGUUUGAUCUUGCUCAGUACGAGGAGCAGGAUGACAUCAAGGAGACAGACAUCCUCAGUGACGAUGAUGAGUUCUGUGAGUCGGCAAAGGGCGCCUCAGUGGACAGAGACCUGCAGGAACGGCUUCAGGCCACCUCCAUCAGUCAGCGGGAAGGGGGCCGGAAAACUCUGGACAGUCAUGCAUCCCGGAUGACACAGCUCAAGAAGCAAGCUGCGCUGUCAGGCAUCAACGGGGGCCUGGAGAGCACAAGCGAGGAGGUCAUUUGGGUUAGGCGUGAAGACUUUGCCCCCUCCAGGAAACUGAACACUGAAAUAUGACUGUGCCAUGUUCCUG